AUGGCCCCCCUCUCGCCGGCUGAUGUCCAGACUCUUCGCGCUGGCUCGGCACCGUUAAACCUCUCAGUCGCCGCGAAUGUCUCUGCGGAUGCCUUCAAAUCACCCCAUACACUGGGAAAGCCCAGAGCUAGGCCAAUGGACCACCAUUUUAGCAUGGAGAGUGCUGGAUUCCGCGGCUCUGCGAUGAAGAAGUCGGCCAGCGUGGUCAGCGCGCGAAAGGUCAUCCCCCUAGGAGCGGGCAGACCAACCGCAAACUAUUAUCCAUGGAACGAUCUCGCCUUUGAGGGGAUGCGACCAGCCCUACAGAGUCUCCCGGAUGAGAGUCCUGGAGACGCACCGCACAUGCAGACUGCUUCGAAAGAAGGCGUCGACUACAACCUGUCUCUGGUGCUGAAUUAUGGCGGCGCUUCCGGGUCGCCACAUCUCCUCCGGUUCAUCACCGAGCAUAUAGAAAUGGAAUACACGUACCCGGGCGCUCUGGAAGGCGCCCGUCAACUGGACCUUCACGUCCACGGCAUCCAGAUGGACAGGGAAGGCGCACGGGCGGACGACUUAGCCCGCCUUUUAGAUACAUGGGAUCUCGCACGAGGCCUGAAGCCGAGACUCCACUACAUGAUUCCGUCGGGCCAAAAUCCCACGGGCACGACACAGUCCCUCGCGCGAAGGCGGGAAAUUUACCAGGUCGCCGAGGAGCAUGACCUCCUUGUCAUCGAAGACGAUCCGUAUUACUUCCUUCGAGCGGGGACUCGCGGAGAGGAAUCCGACCGAAACGCCCGCGUUCCGUCAUACGUAUCCCUUGAUAAGUCGGGGCGCGUGGUGCGAUUGGACUCCACGUCCAAGAUCCUGGCCCCGGGGCUGCGCGUGGGUUGGCAGGAGGUCAGCACGGUGUCCGUCACCGGUCCCUCCCAGUGGAUGACAUGGAAGCUCCUCGAUGAGUGCUGGGGUCAUCAAGGCUUUCUCGACUGGCUGGACAGCCUGUCGCUCGAAUACCGUUUCCGUCGAGACAUCCUUCUGGAUGCGUGCAACCGUUACUUGCCGAAAGAGAUCUGUUCGUGGGUAGAGCCAGUGUACGGCAUGUUUCUCUGGAUCUGUCUCGACUGGCAGAAGCAUCCCCGAUUUCAGGCCUCGAUAGCCCAGAAAGAUCACCAGUGUCAGAUUGUAGAAAUCGAAAGCAAUAUUUUAUUAACGGCGUUCUUCAACGGUGUACAGGUCACACCAGACUCCUUGUUUGGCUGCAACAGCGCGCUCCACCAAGCCCUACAUUUCUGA
This is a messenger RNA of Aspergillus ibericus CBS 121593, 1269 nucleotides long. Its product is annotated as PLP-dependent transferase. NCBI's taxonomy places the organism in Eukaryota, Fungi, Ascomycota, Eurotiomycetes, Eurotiales, Aspergillaceae. Bases 1 to 1269 code for a protein of 422 amino acids. Gene Ontology annotation, biological process: aromatic amino acid catabolic process; L-tyrosine biosynthetic process. The record is from RefSeq and is a predicted model, not a curated record. The transcript has 3 exons. Gene Ontology annotation, molecular function: L-2-aminoadipate:2-oxoglutarate transaminase activity; aromatic-amino-acid:2-oxoglutarate transaminase activity; pyridoxal phosphate binding.